AUGGGCCCAGCAGUUUGCCGGCGACCCGAGGCGGCCGUGAUCGCCCGUAAGAGCCUCGCUUCCCGCGCCGGCCGGGUCGUGGGACCACACGACUCCGCCAUCCGGCCGAUGUACGAAGAUGACACGGAAGGCGAAGACGUCCUCUCCCCGAACCUCGACAACAUUGUUACCAACAACAACCACCCUGCGGUGAAAGCCGUCAUGGGACCGAACCAGCGGACCACAGCGGAUGGACUCGCGCGCGCCGGCAAGUCCCGGCCAGGUCCCGCGGCGGCCGUAGACCCGCGGCGUCGCCCGAUGGUGAUAGUGCCGGCGGCGGUGGAGGGCUUCGGGGGCGGCGACGGCGGCGGCGGCGCCAUGACGGUGGGCGGCGCCGGCAAGGCCUCCUCGCACCGCCUGCUGCACGCGGGGCCGCGCGCCUCCAGGUUCAUGAUCACGGACAUACUGGGGGCGGGCGGGGGCGGCGGCAGGUCGCCCUGCUCCUCGCCCGCCUCCUCCGGCGAGGGCCCGCGCGACCUGUCCCUGCACUGCCGCGACGACCUGAGCGACGGCCACGAGAGCGGCACGGACAGCGGCCUGCCGGGCGAGACGUCCUCCGUGUGCUCCAACGGCCACAAGGACGACGAGGCGAGCGGCGGCAAGGGCGGCCACUCGGGCAGCGGCCUCUCCAAGAAGCAGCGCAAGGCGCGCACCGCCUUCACCGACCACCAGCUGCAGACCCUGGAGAAGAGCUUCGAGCGACAGAAGUACCUGAGCGUGCAGGACCGCAUGGAGCUGGCGGCCAAGCUCAGCCUCACCGACACGCAAGUCAAGACCUGGUACCAGAACAGGAGGACGAAGUGGAAGAGGCAGACGGCGGUGGGCCUGGAGCUGCUGGCGGAGGCGGGCAACUACGCCGCCUUCCAGCGCCUGUACGGCGGCCCUCCCUACGGCUGCUGGCCCUACCCGGGGGCGGCGGGGGCGGCCGCCCCGCCCGUCGUCGGCCCCAGCGCCGCAGACCUCUACUACCGCCAAGCGGCCGCCGCCGCCGCCGCAGCCGCCGCCGCCAGCACGCUGCAGAAGCCGCUGCCCUACCGCCUGUACCCGGCGGCGGCGUCCCUGGGCCUGGGGCUGCCCGGCCCGUCCUCGGCGCCGCCCCCGGGGCUCGCCAGCCUCGCCGCCUCCUCGUCGCUGUCGUCGCUCAGCAGCUACUACAACAGCCACCACCACCACGCGCCGCCCCCGCCGCCCCCGCAGAGGUCGCCCUCGCCCGAGGAGCCGCCCCCGCCGCCUGCCCGCCCCCACAGCGGGCCCAGCUCGCCGGAGGCCUCGCCGCCCCACGUGUAGCCUGUGUGAGGCGGGGGAACUGUCCCGCGGUCGGGACUGUACCGAGGAAACACCAGCUGAGUGCUGUCACAUGCUGCCAACACAUGCAGAGAAAUAGCCUAGUCGUUGAGUUUUUCAAUCAAACAAAUAUUUACUAAAAAUGCCAGCCAUAUUUCAAACGACGCUCAUGAUCUCAAAUUUUUGUUAUAAUUGCAACAGUGAGAAGGUGAAACGUAAUCUAGAAACAUUUUAGGAUCUUUAGUAAAAAUUUGUUUAACAGAAAAAAAAAUUAUUACCACAGCACUCAAAAAAACUAUUCAUUUGAAAAAAAACCAUAAGCAUAUAUUAACAUAUUACUUUAAGGCCUAUAGCAGAAAUUAAUUUUGUUUAAUAUAAACUACUUUGCUGUUGAGCUAGUAUUAUCAUUUGAAAAAAUAUUUCCAGAGACGACAGCAUACUAGAAAACCCCAGCCUACACAGAUUAACUGAUUUGUGACACUGGUUCUUCUUCGUGUACAGUUCUCACCAUAAGUUUAGCUCCUCUGCAUUACGGCCGCCAUAGUGCUCCCAGAGGUUGGACAGAUUACGUCUGCAAUUUUUCACACUGACUCCGAGAAGUGAAAAGUGUAAAGUAUUCCGCAAGGAAGGAAAAAAAACUUAAUAUAAACUAUGUUGUAACGAACAAGCAUCUAAAUGAAUGCAAACGAGUGUUACGCCCCAAAGGUCCCACCUCCAGAAUAAAACGUUUAAAAAGUAUUAAGAACGAUGAUGAACUUGGUGCAAAAAACAAGUCUUUAUUUAGCAUUAGUCCCACUCAGUCGCUUGUAUUUAUACAAUCGCCAAAGGACGAUUCGCCAACGCUGUGUAAUGUGGUUCUGUACUUAAAAAAAUUCUUUAGAAUACUUAUUGUCUUUCUUAAACUAGAGACCCUACAAUUUCGUGGUGUAUAUCUGGAUAAUGUUACAGUAGAAAUACUGUAGUGUGAUUUUCAGCAUGUUUUGGAAUAAAGCGAUAAAAUUUUCUAACAGUCCUAGUAAAAUAUUAAACAUUUUACACACAUAUUUGCAGAAGAUAAGGUACUUGAGUCUGAUAGGCCUGAUUAUAUAUAUAUAUAUAUAUAUAUAUAUAUAUAUAUAUCCAUAUAUAUACAUUGUCAAAUAGCCACCAUUUUGUUAGAAAUGCUUGCAUUCACCUGGGACAUUUUCAGACUAGACUUGGGUGUGCACAUAGGCCUAAGUCAUCCAAAGAUGUGUUAGUGGCCUGAGUUAAAUUACAUUUAAGACCUUAGGUGGGCCGUUUUAGACACAAGUACCUUACAUAACAAUUAAUAAAAUAUCUGCCAUUUUCCCCUUGUUUUGUGUCUUAUAAGAUUUUUUUUAAAGCCAUCUGUAUUGUUAUGAAAACUGUUUAGCCGAUCAUCCCCGAGAAUUUUUUGAAGAACUAUACAUAAAAUUUGUUGUAUUUAUUUCUAGCUCUUAUACUUUCUAAUGUUUAACAUCGCGCGAAGUUUUGGGGUCCCCGCCGACAAUUUCCUCGAAUUUACCUUUUCAAAUGAUAGCCUAAGUUUCAUCGCUUGGCCUGUGUUGUUUGUCUGGCACGAGAGGUCACGUCUGUUUGUGUCGCUUUAUCUGAACAAAAAUGGGGGCAUUCUGUGCAAUUAUUUUUUCUCUCAGUGAAAUGUUGUACUUUUGAAAUCUAGUAUGGCGGUGUUGUUUGUCUAGAAAGCUGCGUGGAGACCCUCUACUCGGUGCAAUUUCCGUGCGGCUAAUCAAAAAGAGGACAUGUCCAUGAGACCGAAGUUUGUUUGAUAGUUGAGGUUAAUAUUUUAUUGUGACUGUAAUUAAUACGAAGACGUGUAGAAUUUAUUUAUUAUUGCAAGAAAAAAUUAUAUAAUAUUAUGUACGACAUGAACCUCACUUGCAAAUAGUGUAAAUAACUGGACACAUUCCGGUGA
This is a messenger RNA of Bacillus rossius redtenbacheri, 3259 nucleotides long. Its product is annotated as homeobox protein B-H1-like. Bases 1 to 1326 code for a protein of 441 amino acids. Gene Ontology annotation, molecular function: DNA-binding transcription factor activity, RNA polymerase II-specific; DNA binding. The transcript is spliced from 5 exons. Gene Ontology annotation, biological process: regulation of DNA-templated transcription. The record is from RefSeq and is a predicted model, not a curated record. NCBI's taxonomy places the organism in Eukaryota, Metazoa, Arthropoda, Insecta, Phasmatodea, Bacillidae.